AUGUCCUUCGCGCCGUGUUCCCCUGCGGCGAUCAGACUGACCAGCCUGGGAGCCGACAGCACACUGCUCAUGGCGAUCAGACAGCCGUGCCAAGAGGAGGAGGAGGAGGAGGAGGAGGAGGAGGAGGAUGGAGGAGGGGAAGAUCGAGCAGGAGGAAGAUCGAGCGCGUACCACGCUGUGCGGGAACGAAAGCAUGGCCGACCCUUCCCUUGCUCCGUGCCACUCACAACCGCCGGGGGCGAGCAUGCCGCCCAAGGGUUUGCGCUCGCCCCGGGCCCCAUCCACCGCGCGCAGAAGCGCGAGCGCGAAUCCUGUUCAGCCUUAAACGGUUCACGUAAUGGUUGA
This is a messenger RNA of Prorocentrum cordatum, 345 nucleotides long. NCBI's taxonomy places the organism in Eukaryota, Dinophyceae, Prorocentrales, Prorocentraceae. The record is from the annotation of a GenBank genome assembly.